AUGAAUGGGUUAGUAGGUGAGAUGCCCAUAGAUGGAUUUAGGAAUCUCACUCAACUGGUCCAUCUUUACAUGAUGCAAAACAACUUCAAUGGCUCCAUUCCUCCUCAACUUUUUGAACUCGAAUCUCUUCGAGUUCUUGAUCUAAGUUUCAAUAAUCUCCAAGGUGUUCUAAGUCCUAAAGUUGGUAAUCUUCGAAAUCUUAUAUCGUUGAAUUUGAGUGCGAAUUCUCUUACUGGGAACAUCCCGGAAGAGAUUGGAAAUCUAACCAAGUUAAGAGAAUUUUCCCUUAGAAAUAAUCAACUCUCCGGUGGAAUCCCUCCUUCAAUUGCAAACAUGAAGGAGUUGGAAACACUUUAUUUCUCUGAAAAUUCAUUCUCCCUGCACAUUCCAACCGGCUUAGGAAGGCUACAUAACAUGAAUACACUUGACCUGGGCGAUAACCGGUUUGUGGGUUCGAUACCAUCAUCGAUACAAAACUUGAGCAAGUUAGAAACCCUUCUACUCCAAAACAACAACCUGCGCGGAGAAAUCCCAACUCGCUUAUUCGAAAUCAAAACUUUAAAGAGUUUGUUCAUCGGUGGAAAAGGAAACAACUUGAUUUGGAGUAACACAACAAGGAUUGUUCCAAGAUGUAGGUUAGUACAAAUGUCUAUGCCUUCUUGUGGAAUUUCUGGUGAAAUUCCUAUAUGGAUUUCAUCACAGAUAGAUUUGGAAUUUCUUGACUUGAGCCGGAAUCAGCUGGAGGGAAGAUUCCCAGAUUGGCUUGCCAAUAUGGAAAUUGAAAGCAUAGUUCUUUCCGAUAACAAGCUCACCGGAUCAAUCCCAUCUCAAGUAUUUAAAUCAAUAAGUUUAAUGGUUCUUGAUGUGUCUCAGAACGGUUUUUCUGGAGAGUUGCCACAGAACAUAGGCAAUGCGAAUGGGACGGAGAUUCUUAUGUUGUCGGGAAAUAAUUUUUUGGGACAAAUUCCAAUGUCCAUCUCCAACAUGCGCUCGCUAUGGCUUCUGGACUUGUCCAGAAAUAGAUUUUCCGGCGACAAUUUCCCUAAUCUCAGAGAUAAUCUAGUGUUAUCUUACCUCGACUUGUCGUACAACGAGUUCUCCGGUAAUAUUCCAGUGGCUUUUCCCACAAAACUUCAAAAUCUAUUUCUAGGUAGGAACAAGUUUUCUGGUAACCUGCCCUGGAAUUUGACUAAGUUAGUUAACCUCGAACAUCUCGAUCUUCAUAACAACGAUAUUACGGGAAAUUUUCAGGAUACUUUGCCUCAAAUCCCAACUCUUCAAGUCCUAAACUUAAGAAACAAUUCCCUUGAAGGAUUUAUCCCAAGAACAAUCUCCAACCUCACUUCUCUUCGGAUUCUUGAUCUCUCUAGGAACAACCUAACAGGAAGUAUUCCGCAGGAAAUAGGUAACCUUGCAAGAAUGAUAGAAGCUCCGCACAUGUCAACAUCCGGUUACGUGUUCACUAUUUACAUGUCCAUUUAUGAGGAUUCCAAGAUCGUCUUUGACAUUCAGGACUUGAUAGUGAACUGGAAGAGCUCUUUUCGAGGCCUAUCAAGUCGUACCCUCGGUAUAUACUCUUUCUUGGACUUGUCAGACAACAAAUUCUCAGGUGAAGUUCCGCCACCGUUAGGCAAUCUCAAAGGCCUAAAAGCGCUCAACAUUUCACACAACAACAUAUCCGGGCACAUUCCAGUGUCUUUCGGUAACCUUAAGGGUGUAGAGAGUUUGGAUUUGUCACACAACAAAAUCUCAGGUUUGAUUCCUCAAUCACUAGCAAAACUGGAUGAACUGACAGUACUAGAUGUGAGCAACAACAAGUUGAGAGGUAAGAUACCUUUGGGUGGGCAAAUGAACACGAUGAAUGAGUUGAAGUAUUUUGCCAACAACAGCGGAUUAUGUGGUAUGCAAAUUAGGAUCACAUGUCCAGAGGAUGUCCCACCACGCGAAGGAAGAGAAGAGGAUGACGAACAACAGUUAUGGAUUUUGUGGGAGGGAACUUGGGUCGGUUUUCCACUGGGGUUCUUCUCUUCAAUCUUGAUCAUGGCCUAUUGUUUGAAUUUUCUGCAACUCUUCAGAUUUUGGUGAAAAUUUCAAUGUUUUCUCAUACUAUCUUGUAAUCCAUCAUAGGAUCUAUGAUUUGUUGAAUGGCCAUUCUU
Cynara cardunculus var. scolymus (artichoke) is the source of this 2156-nucleotide messenger RNA. RefSeq names its product receptor-like protein 33. Gene Ontology annotation, cellular component: plasma membrane. The record is from RefSeq and is a predicted model, not a curated record. NCBI's taxonomy places the organism in Eukaryota, Viridiplantae, Streptophyta, Magnoliopsida, Asterales, Asteraceae. The transcript has a single exon. Gene Ontology annotation, molecular function: protein binding. The coding region runs from base 1 to 2085 and encodes 694 amino acids.